AACAGACUCCGCCCCCCCGUUGCGUCUUUAUACGUUUCGUUUCUUUCGAACUAACGUUCCCGCGCUGCUUUGCUUAAACUGAUCAACAUAAUGGGGUCUUCGCUUGACAAACCGGCUGAUCGCCAACCACUUUGCCCGUUAUGUCACUGCGAGUGCUGGGAUCUGAUCACACUGGAGUGCGGCCACGGAUUUUGUAGGAAAUGUGUUAAAGAGCUGUGGAGUGGCGCAUCCGUGGGCCCUUACUACUGCCUGGAAUGCGACCAUGAAAUCAGGAAGCUGCCAGACAUCGGAGAGACAGACGGGGCGUCAACAUCUACAGGCACACGCACAAGCUGGAGCCUUGGAAAGCGCCUCUCUGAGCACUACUCGCCCAAAAAUUUGUUAGGAAAAAGGAAGUUUAGUUCCUCAUCCUCCAGACAGAACAGCGGAGGAUACAGACGAGGCACAGGUUCAUCUGAGAACCAUGUAGUUAUCAUCGAUGACUCUGAAGAGACACCGGCAAAAAAGAAAGCAACCACAGAAACACCUUCAGUGGAAAGACAAAGAACAUCUCCUGUGCGGGACACUGCUUCAACUAAAACUACAAAACAAGGAUCCGUAGCUUCAACUAGUAAAUCAUGUACAGAGAAUGGGCAACAAGAGAGAAAGUUUGGCGAGGCAUCCUGUAGUGGAAUACAAGAGCCACCACUACCAGCCAACGCAGAGUCCAAGCAGUCCCUACAAAAAUUCAGAAGCUCAUCCAACAGCAAUGAGGAACACACAAGAAGUCAAAAUAAGAAGGCUUCGGAAUCUUCCAGCAAUUCUAAUGAAUCCAGUGAAAGGCCUUCAACUGGCAGCUCCAUAACCUGCCACUACUGCUCCGGCCAUGAGCAGAGGACGGCUGUGAAGACCUGCCUGGUGUGCGGUGCCUCCAUGUGCUCAGAUCACCUGCGGGUUCAUCUGGAGUCACCCGUGUUCCAGAGCCACCCACUUGUGCCUGCCGUGGACGACGUGUCACAGUGGAGAUGCCAAGAGCACCAGGAGAUGAACCGCAUCUACUGCCGUCCUUGUGGGGUGUGUGUGUGCACCGUUUGCACUGUAAUUGGCUCGCACAAGGAUCAUGCCUGCAUCAGCAUCAAAGAGGCUGAAAAAGAACUCAGAUCCACUCUUAAAAGUGAGAUGAAAAAGUUACAGACAAAGGAAGCAGCCAUCUUAAACCAAGUGAAGAAGCUCACAGAGAAGAAAUGCAGUGUUCAGAAGUCACUGGAGGGUGUGCGUGCAGCAGUAGCACAGCAGUAUCAGGCCAUGGGAGAAGCUCUGAAGAUCGAGGAACAGCAGGCUCUGCAGUGUGUGUCCCAGGAAGAGAACAGAGUGCUAAGGAGCAUCCAGGCUCAACUUGACAUGCUUAAUCCAUCCCUUACAACUAUUCAGCACACUUUCCAUCCACUGUCUAACUUAUCAGACGCACAAGGAACAUCACGGGUUCAGGACCAGGCCUUCAUCAUGGAAUACAAAAAAAUAACCGAGUCUUUGAAUGGCUUGGCCAACCCUGUGGAGAAUCUGGACUCAGUUGAGGAAGUAAACCAGGGCAGGAUGGACUGCCUGCAGGACUGGGCAGAGAAGAGAUUGGACCUUGUGGUCAUUUCCAUGCCUCACAGAGACCCUUUUAGACUGUUGUACGGCUUCAGUCCAACCCUGGACCGUGACACGGCUCACCCGAAGCUGCUGCUCUCUGCUGAAGACAGGUGUGUGGAGUACAGUGAGGUGCAGCAGGACUACCCUGAUCUAGAGGCUCGCUUCAACAUCUUUCCCCAGGUGCUGGGUACAACUGCAUUAUCCCAGGGCCGUCACUAUUGGGAGGUGGAGGUACCUGUAGACGAGGGUCGUUGGAAGGUGGGUGUUUGUGAUGAGCACAUAGGCAGGAAGAGCCAGAAGGAUGCCUCCCGUCUUGGCUUCUACCCAAAUUCCUGGUGCCUGGUUUAUGAGAAAGGCAAGGUGGAAGCACUGCACGAUAAAGCAACCUCACCUGUGUGUGCCACUGGACUGCAGAAGGUGGGGGUACUUUUAGAUUUUGAAGAGGGUAGCUUGUCUUUCUUCAGUGUGGGUGAAGACGGUGCUCUUACUUUACUGUACAGCUUCCAGCAUGAGUUCUCUGAGCCGCUCUUCCCUGCUCUGGCUGUGUCCAAAACAAAGCUCACUAUCUGUAACCUGUAUGCUCGAUCCACCUCAGACUGAAACAUGUCAAUAUGGGAAAUUUUAAUAUGAAAAAACCUGCAUUUUAUCUAAACAUUAAAUAUCAUCCACAAAAAAUUUAUGAGCAAUAACUGGGUAUUCCAAUCCAUAAAACUAUGUAAUUUUUACAAUUUACAAUUUGGUUUUUUGAGGAAAAAAAUUUGGCUCAACUAUAAAACUACCAGAAAGUACACAAUAAAAAUUAAGGAUAUUAUGUUUUUUUUCCUGCAUUUGUAUUAAAAUCUUUGUUAGAUCAGCAAAUUUUGUAUUUUACUAUAAAACAUUUAAGAUUUCUAUAAAUAUUUCAAUUUCCUUUUUGUAAACUCUGUGUGCUGAGUAGGAUUGCAAAUUCACUUUCAGAAAGCUGGAUCAAUGCUUUAUUAGGGAUACUUAUGUUGUUUGUAUAUAAGUGGGAGUAUUUUUGUACUUCUUGUAUAAGCUUCCCAGCUAAUCUUAAUUAAACUGCAACUGUUUUUUAUUAGUAUUUCCUUAUCAAAUAUGUCAAAAACCCUAAAUCUUAUCAUUGCUACUCAUGGAAUUUCCUGGAUAGAGCUGGAUUCAUUUUGUACUUAAUGUUGUCUUAUAAAUUUUAUAACCUGCUGUUCUAGUCAUUAUUGUAAAUGCUAUUCAAGAGUA
Hemibagrus wyckioides is the source of this 2847-nucleotide messenger RNA. Its product is annotated as tripartite motif-containing protein 14. NCBI's taxonomy places the organism in Eukaryota, Metazoa, Chordata, Actinopteri, Siluriformes, Bagridae. The record is from RefSeq and is a predicted model, not a curated record. Gene Ontology annotation, molecular function: protein binding; zinc ion binding. The transcript has 7 exons. The coding region runs from base 91 to 2214 and encodes 707 amino acids.